This is a messenger RNA of Parasteatoda tepidariorum (common house spider), 3097 nucleotides long. RefSeq names its product speckle-type POZ protein. The record is from RefSeq and is a predicted model, not a curated record. Gene Ontology annotation, molecular function: protein binding. NCBI's taxonomy places the organism in Eukaryota, Metazoa, Arthropoda, Arachnida, Araneae, Theridiidae.
AGAAUGUUAAACUUCUAAGUCGUUUCUCUUCUAAAGGCUCUGUUAUCUCAAAUGUGAACCGAAACGUGAACUUUAUCCUUAAGAUAAAGUAGAAUAGUCUGACGCUUAAUAUAAAUAAUUACAUUCACUUUUGGAGUUCUGAUACUUUAUUAUAUCAGCGGAGUUUCGAUACUUUAUUUAAAAAUGGAUGAAUUUGUGUUCACUUGGAAAAUAGAGAACUUUAAUUUGGCUGUGAAUAAAAAAGGCGAAUCCGUCUCCAGUCCAGAAUUUAUAAAUGACUCGUUGGAGAAAACUAAUUGGUUCCUUCAAAUCUACCCUUAUGGAGAAACUGAUGAUACUUAUAUUGGGUUGUACUUAAAUCGUUCGCAAAGUGACACUGGACCAACUAACAUUGCAAUCAACUAUACAUUUUCAAUAGUAAAAGCCGAUGGCAGCGAAGAACCGUAUAAAAUGUUUGAAAAUGUCAACUUUACGCUAUCUAAGAGGGACGGUUGUAAAGAAUUCAAAAGAAGAGAUGACAUUAUGAAAGGUAUUAAAAUUUACCUCCCAAAACACACUUUUACUGUUCGAUGUUAUAUACAGAGAUGUGCUGCAACUCCGUCUGCAUCAAAAAACAAAGAAACUGUCAAAAACUUAGCGAUGUUUUUAUUUAAUGAAAAAACUGAUUCUGAGUUACCUGCGGAAGUGUACUCUGUAGCAGAUGGUGCUCUGAAAGAAGUGAAAGACAAAAUUUGUCCAUUUCCAAAUCAGUGCACUGCUCGUACUAGAGUCCGCCUUGAAAAAAGGACUUUUAUUUGGAAUAUCGAGAACUUUUCCCAGUUAAAAAAGAAUCAAAAGGUAUUUUUGCCUGUCAUUUCAGCAUCGAAGUUGACGCCAUCGUUUUUGAUGACACUAUAUUUGGCAGAUGAAUCAGCAUCUGAUCAGCACAUUCAGAUUGAAAUAAAGAAAAAGAAAGAUUUUACUUCUGUUUCAACUAUAGGCUAUGGCGGAAUAACAGUCCUAAAGCACAAAAGUAGGCCAUCCGAUUUCAACUGUGCUAUUCAUUUCUUCGAAGCUCAGAAAAACGAUCCAGUUUGGCAGUUCCCGCCAAUAAUAAAAAGAAGUAAACUACUCGGAGAGAGAGAAGAAUAUCUACGAAAUGACACCUUGUCUCUGAAAUGCCAGUUUGCCCUAUCAGAUGGAGCAACUCUGCAUCAAAUUGAAGAUACCAGCUACUGGUCAGCAGAAAUAGAUGAUGCUGAAAAAGAAUUGGAAUCCUUGUUGAACUUGAGAGAAGAUUUUCUUAGUCUAAGUACUGAUCCUAAACUGUCCGACAUAACCUUAAUGAUUGGAAAAGAGAAGUUUCCAGCCCACAAAGCUGUGCUGUCUGCUAGAUCGGCUGUUUUCAAGGCCAUGUUUGAGCGAGACAUGGCAGAAAAGGAAAGUGGGGUGGUGAAGCUGACUGAUCUUGAUGCCGAUACCUUAACGAGAAUGUUGAGGUUUAUAUAUAGUGGAUGCGUGGAAGACCUCAACUGUGAAAUUGCAGCUAAUUUGUAUUCUGCAGCUGACAAGUAUCAGUGCCUUAAUCUUAAGGAAGAAUGUGCCUCAUUUCUGAAAACAAACCUAUCUGUUGCAAAUGUCUGUGACGUUAUAUAUAUUGCCGACAUGCAUCAAGAUGAGGAUCUAAAAGCUGCAGGGUGUGAAUUUAUUACACUCCACGGUGCUGAAACUUUGCGUUCAGAGGAGUGGAAAAUGUUUUUAAAGAAUAAAACUCAAUUGGCUGCAGAAACUUUGAACAAUAUUGGCUUACGUUAUAUGGUUUGAUUUAUAGAACACCAACUUCUAUUUUUAUUUGCAAAUUCUUUAGCUUUAUACUUUGAUUAUAUUCACUAAAAAUUCUUGAAGUUCAUUUUUUAAAAUUAUGCACAGAAAAAAAUUCUGGUAAAACUACCGUACUGUGUAGAAAUAACAUUUCUGGUAAAAACAACAACUACGGUUAAUAAAACCAAAAUAUACUGUAUUUAAAUCAAUCAUUUGGUAAAUUUUUCCAAUCAUAUGGUAAAGGUUUACAGAGAUUUCUGAUUUUCAAAAUUAUGGUUCUUAUGUUAUACACAUUUUAGUACACAUAUAUUAUAAAAUACAAAAUUAAAAAAAAUAUUUGACCAUAUAGAUUGUUUUAACUCCAUGUUUAAAGAUAAUGAUCAUGCCAUGCUUAAAGAUUAUUUAAUAUUAUGCCAUACUUUAACAUUUUAUGGCAUGCUUAAGAUGAUAAAAUUAUCAUAUUUUACCACAUUUAUCAAAUUUUAUCACAUCAUGGAAUUCUAUAAUUUUUUUUGUUGUUAAUUUUACCAAAACCAAUACCAAAUCGUUCAAUAAAAAUUAUCAAGUUGUUUGGUAUUCUCCUCCAGUCAGAACCACGGCAAGUUUUACCAUAUUACUUUUGACCAUACUUUUUUUCUCUAUGCGUGCAUUCAAUUUAAAAUUGAUUUCUAGAAAGAGCAAAAAUUGCUUUCUUUCUUAUUAGUUAGAAUAUAAAUUUAAAUGUCUUCCAUAAUUUAGCCUACAUUUGUGGACAAAUGCAUGAUAAUAUAAUUAGUUGUUCAUCAGUGUCUUGCACAGCAUUAAAAAUAUACUUUUGCACAUUGCCAUUCUUAAUUUCAAUAAAUCUUUAAAUCACUUAGUAUUCAUAAAAAAUUUCUUACACUAAAAAGCAAUAACAAUCCCAAAUUUUUUCAAAUCAAAAAUAUUUGGAUGCGGACAUACAAUGGUAUCAGUUAUCAUUAUUUUGUCCACAUCAUAUGUAUAUAAAAUUAUAUAUUGAGUUAAAUUGCUGGGCAUAAAUAACGUGUUUGUUUUAACUCAAUAUCAUUGCUUAUUUUCAAAAUAAUUCUUAUUUAAUUGCUACAUUUCAAAGCUCAUCUAGGGAUUUUCGAAAUGAAUCAAAAGACAAUCAAUAAACGACUAAUAUGUGUGCACUGAAAUAAAUAUGCAAGAAUAUUAUUUUUACAAACUUAAAAUUAUUUUGAAGUCUCACUUAACUCCAUUAUAUUCUGAAUACUUUUAAAAUUAAAGAAUACCUUGAUUCUUACUUCAUAAUAAAAUAAUAUUAUAACCCGUU